Messenger RNA from Cuscuta europaea, 2447 nucleotides. NCBI's taxonomy places the organism in Eukaryota, Viridiplantae, Streptophyta, Magnoliopsida, Solanales, Convolvulaceae. The record is from the annotation of a GenBank genome assembly.
CCCCAUCUUUAUUAUUUAUGUUCUACGAGUAUGUCAGAAAGGCCUAAUUUUUGUUGCUGCACGCCGGCCGCCGUUUUCUCUCUUCUGACUGCCGACUGGUGACCCAAGCCUCGUUCAGCCGCUUCUGACCGCUGAGCUUUCCUUUCUUCUUAUUGUGGACGCAACAUCCGUUGCACACUUCUGUACGAACGAGGUAUUAGCUAGAAGUAAAAAUGCCACUGGGAGAGAGGAAAGGUGAUGAAAAGAAUGACUCCAAGUACUGCGGGGUCGAAACAGAGUUCGAUAGUAACAUGCCUCAGCUUCUCACCCGGAAUAUCCAUGGUGGCUUCGACUUCAUAGUUGCUCCAUUGAUGGAUCCUAAUUAUAGACCCAGCUUAAUGGAAAAUUGUGAAAUUGGAUCGUCUGUGCUGCCUUUUGCUGGGUCAGACAUAGAGUUGAGCCCUUCCCAGUGGAGUGGUCAUGUUGUUGGCAAAAUUAGCACUUGGAUUGACCUAGAUUCUGAGGAUGCAAGACUUCGAAGCGAUUCAGAGAUUUCUUUAAAGCAAGAAAUAGCUUGGGCUUCUCACCUAUCUCUUCAGGCGUGCCUCCUUCCUGCACCCAAAGGAGUUUCCUGUGCAAACUAUGCUAGAUGCGUGAAUCAGAUUUUGCAGAGUCUAAACAACAUGCAGUUAUGGAUUCGGAUUCCGUUGAAGAAGGCUGAUAAUCAUAUUCCAAAUGGAAAUCCUAUUCUAAUGGAUGAUGCACAUUUUGAUUCUUGGGAGUUAUGGAAUACAUUUCGAGCUCUUUGCGAACAUCAUAACCAGUUGUCAGCUGCACUUGAAGUGAUGCACUCAUUGCCACCUGUAAAUUCGCUUCUGCGUUGGUUUGGCGAGUCUGUUAGAGCAGCCAUAGUUAACACUACUGCUUUCCUAACAAAUGCACAUGGGUAUCCUUGUCUGUCCAAACGGCACCAAAAACUAUUAACAGGAUUUUUCAACCAUUCAAUUCAGAUAGUGGUUUCUGGAAAACCAGUGCACACUCUUCCAUUGGUGAGUUCUGGCUCUGUAGAAGCAGGUAUCCAGCAGCAACAUCCCCUAAGGGCAUACUUGGACUAUGUCGGAUAUCUUUAUCAAAACAUGGAUGCCCUUUCCGAGCAAGAACGUUUUGAGUUUGGCUAUAGAGACUACUUGCAAUCUCCAUUGCAGCCUCUCAUGGAUAACUUGGAGGCUCAAACAUAUGAGAUAUUCGAGAGAGACACUGUCAAGUAUGUUCAGUAUCAAAGAGCGGUUGCCACUGCUUUGAUUGAUAGAGUUCCAGAUGAAAAGGCUUCUACAGCCACUACAGUAUUGAUGGUUGUAGGGGCUGGACGUGGACCACUUGUCAGGGCUUCAUUACAGGCUGCUCAAGAUACUGGCCGAAAGUUGAGAGUAUAUGCCGUGGAGAAAAAUCCAAAUGCAAUUGUUACUCUUCAUAGUUUAGUAAGGUUGGAAGGAUGGGAACAAACUGUAACAAUUGUUUCAAGUGAUAUGCGUUGCUGGAAUGCUCCAGAGAAAGCUGAUAUUUUGGUCAGUGAAUUGCUUGGAUCUUUUGGUGACAAUGAGCUGUCUCCGGAAUGUCUUGAUGGGGCUGAGAGAUUCCUUAAGCAAGAUGGAGUUUCUAUACCAGCAUCGUAUACCAGUUUUAUCCAACCAGUUACGACAUCUAAGCUGUACAAUGAUAUAAAGUCACAUAAAGAUGUAGUGCACUUUGAAACUGCAUAUGUUGUCAAACUACACCGUGUAGCUAGGCUUGCUGCUCCACAGCCUGUCUUUACAUUUACUCAUCCAGAGCAUUCGACCAAGAAGGACAAUAAUAGGUAUAGAAGGCUUAAAUUUGAGAUACCCAUUGACACCGGGUCAGCAAUGGUGCAUGGAUUUGCGGGUUACUUUGAUGCUGUACUUUACAAGGAUGUUCAUUUAGGCAUUGAACCUUCAACUGCAACUCCUAACAUGUUUAGCUGGUUCCCAAUAUUCUUUCCAUUGAGGACGCCAGUAUGUGUGCGGCCCGGCAUCCCUCUAGAUCUUCAUAUGUGGCGAUGUUGUGGUUCUACCAAGGUUUGGUACGAAUGGUGCAUCACUUCUCCAAAUGCAUCUCCAAUGCACAACAGCAAUGGCCGUUCCUAUUGGGUUGGCUUGUAACCAACCACGCAGCCAACCCUCGUAUGUUGGAGUUAAUCAAGCGGCAUUUUUAUCAUUUUCCAGUAUUCCAAUAGACAGCAAUCAAAGGAUUGUUUUUUAUCAAGUGCCACCAGCAACGGAUCUUGUUGACUAAGCAUUGGAUUGUAGUGUUUUUCUAUAAUAAUAAAUUAAUAAUUAUUUUCACUUAUGUUAUUUGAGCAGGGUAUUUUAUUUGGAUAUUGAAACAAUGGCCAUUUUCUGCAUAUUGUUUGCUUUUCGGAGAUUACGUAUAUGGUGGAGGCUUGACAUCCA